AGUCGCUUGUAAACAGAUUUUACGUUCGGUAAGAAACGCGAACGCUCUUCACGGUGGAAAGAAAAAAGUUAUUAAAGAGGAAAUUAAGCUGUGGUGGUGAUAAGUUCGAGUGAUAAUAAAAGAAAAUCAAAUCGUUAAGAAGUUUUGUGAAUUUGAAAAAGCGAAAAGAAAGGAAUAAAAGUCAUAAUGAAUGCGUGCUGUUGUAUCGUUAAAUUCUUCGUCGUUCUGAUGAACUUGGUGUUCUGGCUCGUAGGACUUGCAAUUGUUGCAUUGGCCGUGUGGAUGUUGGUCGAUCCAACAUUUAUGAUUUCUCUUGCUCAAGAACAGCAGAACUAUCAAUAUGCGUUGUUUAUUCUACUUGCUAUAGGCAUAUUGAUGGUGAUACUUGCAUUCUGUGGAUGUUGUGGAGCAUUCAAGGAGUCACAAUGCAUGCUUGUGUCGUUCUUCUGCUGUAUGCUGAUUGUUCUUACAGCAGAAAUUGCUGCUGGCGUUUGGUCAUAUCAAAACGGAAGCAAACUUGAAGGUUUCGUUAGAAGAAACUUUAAGAAUUCCAUCAGCACUGAAUACAAAGUAAUUAACGCGCGUACUGAGGUCAUCGAUGCUAUUCAGAAAAAUUGGGAAUGUUGUGGCGCUGAUGGACCUUCCGAUUGGUCCCACAGUAAAUUAAAUAACCCUUCUGGAUUGUUGGAUAUGGGAAUCAAGAGUCAGAAGCUUGUUUAUUCCGUUCCAACUUCAUGCUGCAAGAAUGGAACUGACGCACAAAUUUGCGAAACAUCACGUAAAGGCGCUCUAACAACAAGCAUUAACCCAGUUAUCAAUAAAGAAGGAUGCAUGGAAAAACUUGUGGCCCAAGUAAAUGAAAAUCUUGAGAAAAUUGUUAUCGGAAGUCUCAUUAUUCUCGCUGUACAACUAUUUGGUGUUUUACUUGUUCUUUGCCUAUGUUGCGGUGUCAAGAGUAACAAAGAUGAUGACUACAAAGAUUAAAAUCAAGCCGAGAGCAGAUUAAAGAAGCCGAAUUAUCUUUACGAUGAGAUUCGUUAUUAAUUUAUUUUCUUCGAGUCCUAAGCGAAAGGAAGUGGAUUGAUGUGAUGUGUGAGAGUGCUUUUUUAUUUAUCUGUCUGUCUAUCUGGUUCUCCUUUUGAUCUAAUUUUAAUUAUAAAUAUUAUGUAAGUGAAUGGCAAAACGAUGGGAAAAAUGAAAUCUUCAAUUCUGCUCGAACACAAAAAAGUGGAGAAAAAAAACACAAGAAUGAAAAUUUAAAAGACGAACAAACAAAAUAUUAAUUCUUUUGUCUUCAUCAUAAUAAGUAAUUGGCUACGACUAAAUGGCAACACUGUUUGAUGUGCCGAUCAUCACAAAAUCUCUUCUUUUGUGUUUCAGUGUCAUAAAAUUAACAAAAAUCGCCAUUUCUUUCAUAUAUUUCGGUUUUGAAAUGACUUCCGAUCUUCAAUCGAAAGAUUUAAAUGCUUAAUUGUAAAGGGUUUUUGAUAUUAAAAUGAAUGAAUUAGAAAAACGUAAUUGGUAGUAAUUAAAAAUUGAAAUAAUCCCAAAGUAUUGUGUGUACUCUGAGAUUUAAGAGAAGAAAGCAUUAAAAAAAGAAAAACAAUUUUUGAACGACAGAAAAUUGAGCAAAAAAAAAUUAUUAAUAUAUUUCAAGAGAAAAGAAAUGCUAAUAAGAAACAAUUUAUAUUUAUUCAAUAGAAUUAAGUCAUGAUGAAGAUAGAGAAGAAGCAAAAGAUUCUUUUGAAUGGGAAAAAACUAAGAUCAUUUCAUAAAUGUACAAAACUUUUGAAUGGUUUUUUUGUGCCAAUUGUGGAAACAUGAGAAGAUUUAAUUUGUACGAAACUAACAUUGCCAAAAAAGAGAUUUUUUUCUUUUACCAUCUGAAACCAUCGAUGAUUUUUCUAUACAAAAUCUUACAUGAAGAAUCCAAUUUAUAUCGCUAACCAGCUAAAUAAUACCAAGUUACCACCCACUGAAUUUUAUCUUUACUCAAGUGAUUCAGUCUGCUGCCGAAACAAACAACCUACAAGAAAAAUAUCACUCUUUCAAUUUAUUCAAUUAACUUUUCACUUUUUUACUUUUUUUUUGUAAAUAUGCAAUCGCGAUGAUGAUAAAGAACGUAAAACUCAUAAUAACAACAAUAAAUCCUGCGUCACCCGCGUGCAAAUAAUUUUUGUAAAUUUUUUAUUUGUUUUUUAUGUGACGCACCGGAUAGUUUUUAAGAUUUAGCAAAUUAUUAAUUGAUUAAUUCAUUAUACAAGAUAUUCCCUGUUCAGUUUAAUAUUUAUACCCUUCAAAUUCAUUCAAUCUUAAUAACAUUAAUUUAUAAAAUAAUUACGUUGUUAAGAUUAAUGUUUAACAACAGACGCCGUAAGGGUUCAAUUCAAUUAGCUAAUAUCUUGAAUAUCUUGUACUUGCUUUAUACUUUUUAACGGUUUUUUUAUUUAAAUCGAGCUUGUAUGAUUUUAUGGUGCCAGUUUUUCGUACAACAUUCUUGUACAAUUUUUUCAAUAUUUAGUCAAAAUAUAUUUUAUCACCUUUCCUCUAAAAAAACCAUUAAAAGAAAAGUCUUUAAAAAGUUACAUAAAAAUCGAUGUUCAAAUUGAUAUAAAAUAGAUUUAAAAAUAAACUUUAAAGAAGCUUAAAGGAUAUUAAAAAGAGUAUAAUCGUUUAAAAUGUUUAAUUAAGGCCUGAACAGAAAAAAAAACAUCUUGAAUUGAACUGUUUAAUCUCCGGCCUAAAGUAGAGAAACUAGUCCCCUUAUAAAAAUUUUAAUUUAAAGCACAACCUUUUACUCGAUUAAAGAAUUAAAGAAAGAUAAAACAAAUGACAAACACGCAAUGAUUUACCUGUGACAACAUAUUUAUGAAACUCAAAGAAUCUAAUAGUGAAAAUUUCUGUAAUAAUUCCCGAAUGUUAGAAGCUACGAAUGGAAACGAAGUAUUUUUCUAAUAAACUAAGAGACAAACGACAUGGUGUUAUCGAAGAGAAAUGGAGAAAGUGGAUUAAUAUAUUAAAUGUAUUUGGAAUAAAACGAAAAUCCUUAACUGGUAAGUAUCAGAAGCUCAGUCACAAUGCUUUGUAAUGGCAAUUAAUGUUGAGUUUGUAACCGCUUAUUUCGAAAAUUUUGUUGCAUUUUUUUUUAUUUUCUCGCAAAAAAAGGAAAAACCAAUUUUUGUAAAUUUCAAAAUAGAUCUUUAAAAAUUGUCAUUUAAAAUUAAGAUAUGAAUAAAUCUUUACAAAAUCUAUAA
Messenger RNA from Clunio marinus, 3254 nucleotides. The record is from the annotation of a GenBank genome assembly. Lineage: Eukaryota; Metazoa; Arthropoda; Insecta; Diptera; Chironomidae.